AAAUCGCCUUAUGCACUCCACUCAUUCAUCGCUGCUCUUCAUGUACGGAAGCAUUGUGAGGAGUGGAAAGCGCCCAGAAAUACCCAACAAUCCGCAUCUCAUCGAUAAAGGACCUUGUAAAUCUUUUGACUGAAAAAUCCAGGGUCGUGAGCCAACCUCGAGACAAUAUGGAAACCAUUACAAGAACCAGGACCAUACUUAUUGCCAUUGUUGUGGCUGCUUCUUACAUUGACUGGGGCAUUAUUUUCUCAGUUCAGCCUGCAUUUUAUCCCAAAGAAGCCGAGGCAAAAGGAGCCACACCUUCACAAUAUGGAUUCGUAUUUGGUAUCGUUCAUUUGGCUGCAUUCGUGUCAGCUCCAAUAUUUGCCAAAUAUGGUAACAGAAUUGGACCCAAACUCCUUUAUAAUGUUGGAGCACUCGUGCAAGGUUGUCAAGGGAUCGCUUUUGGCUUCCUAACGUAUGUUGACAACCUUGGUUGGUUUCUUGGAUUGUCAUAUUUCCUCAGAGCUCUGGAUGGUUUGGCAGACGCUGCCGCAUGGGGUGCCAUUUUAAGUAUACUCAUGAAGAUGUGGCCGAAUAAAGUGGCCUCAAUCAUGUCUUGGACAGAGCUGUGCUUUGGCCUCGGCUACACUGUGGGCCCCGCCAUCGGAUCGUUUCUAUAUUCAGUAGGAGGAUUUCUCCUCCCAUUUGAAAUCACAGGUGGCAUUGGACUCCUCAUUGCCAUCCUAAUAUUUUUCGUGAUACCAAACGUAGACAAUAUCCAAGUAACAGAGUCCAAAGAGAUCAUCCCUGAACCAGUGGAAUCCAAGCCCUCAUUAACUCUGACUGCCGUGGCCAAAAGCCCGAAAUUGUUCAUGCCUUAUGUGGAUAACGUGAUUAAUUUUGUGGGCUACGGCUUCGUUGAAGCAAUGAUUGAGCCGCAUUUGAGUGAAGCGGGUGCAACCCAAAUUCAAGUGGGUUAUUUCUUCCUGAUCAUGGGGGCCCUUUAUAUGGUGACCACUCCAGUCAUUGGUUAUACCUGUGAUCACAUCAAAUCUCCCAUCCUCGUCUCCAUUUUGGGGAACCUCUGCAUGGCUGUGGCUUUCGUGUUUGUGGGUCCACUCCCUUGGAUCCCCAUUGAACCUUCUGUAAACUUGUUAUUUGGAAUGGGGGCUUGGAUUGGGUUCAGUUAUACUUUUUGUAUGGUGUCUACUUUCUCAAGAGCUCAUAAUGAAGCCAUGAAACGAGGUUAUAAUGAUGAUCUGCCUACUUACCUAAUAUUGUCAGGUUUAUGGUCUACGUCAUUUUACUUUGGAAACUUUGCGGGACCAACGGUGGGAGGAUUUUUAGUGGAAACCCUUGACUUUAGAGGAUCAACAAUAGUAUAUCUCGCGUUGUAUGUUAUAAUGGCAAUGGUGGAUGUGGCCGAGUAUGCUUUUAGUGGUGUUCGUCCACCAAAAGACGCAACAAUUAAGGAAUAUGAAGAAAUAUAGUCCCUCCUUAUUGCAUUGCUAAUGAAGAACCUAUGAUGGGUCGAAGCUAGUGAAACAAACCCCUGAAAUACAAAGGGUCGAAACCUGACCCCAACGCCAACUAGGAGCUCUAUAACUGUUAAAAUGUAACCAGCAUAACAUUACAGGAGCAGAAAUGAGGAAUAGUAAACCUAAAUCAGUGAAAGACUAACUAC
Molecule: messenger RNA, 1666 nt
Organism: Tigriopus californicus
Lineage: Eukaryota; Metazoa; Arthropoda; Copepoda; Harpacticoida; Harpacticidae
Product: MFS-type transporter SLC18B1-like
Exons: 8
Coding region: 168-1472 (434 amino acids)
Biological process (GO): transmembrane transport
Molecular function (GO): transmembrane transporter activity
Source: RefSeq, a predicted model, not a curated record